UUCGCUCGGUGCGAUCUGCUCUUCAGUUUAUCUUCAUUUUUUAUUGCAUAUUAACCUUUUCUAUUCCCUGUUUUUAAACGUGAUUAGUGUUUUUUUUUAUUACAAUGAAAAGUUCAACAAAGUCGUGGUAUUUAAAUUUAACAAUAGGUGAGUAGAUCAUCUAUAAAUCGAAUAGUGCAGGGCUUCCUUGGUUCUGUUCUUACUUUACUUUUCGCUUAAACUGUUUAAUUAAAGACGUGACACGAUUUGUGCACUCAAAAAAUUUUAAACGCAAUUUUAAUAGUCCCGCCAUUCCUUUGUAUUUACCAUUCUUUAAAAAAUAAUAUUUAUUUUAGUCUUAACUUUAGUCUGCAGAAUAUAAUGAUGCAUUUAAGUAUAAUAAUUAAAAAAUGAUUCAUUCAAAUUUGAGAUUUAAACGUUUAAAUCACCGUUCAGUGGAAAAAACAUCUCAAUCGUCAUAACAAGAAAUAAUUGAAAGAGUAAUGAAGAUUAUAUCUCUUCAAAAAUAUGAAAAAAAUAACAUGAAAAAACUUAAUUGAAGAAAAGGAAAGAUUUCAAGCUUGCGUAUAAUUGAGCUUUUUCCUGGCGGGUUCCGUACUUUUUUGUCCUUAACAACUUCGCAAUCGCCGGAGCGCGACAGACUUUGCAUUCUACUCGACGGUGCAGUAUUCGAUCGCAGUGCACGUGCAGCUGUCGGCUGGGCAGUACCGUGUUUUAGUGCGUCGUCGCACAUCGCAUGUCAUUUACGAUGCUCUUCGACGUUUUCUUCGAAAAACCAACGGGGAAAAGGCGAAGGUGCAAAUUGCCAUUGUUAAAAACAAUAUAUAGCCGCUCAGAAGGCGAUCGCAUGUCACCAACUAUGCAUCGUGAUCAUCUUCGAUCUGAAUAAAAGAAAAUCAAGGAAAUGGUUUCCACGGAAGCUGAUUGGGAUAUUGCCAGAAAAGGAAUUGCUCUUCUGUUGAAUAAUCAAACCGACGAAGCCGAAAGAUUGUUCUCUCAACAUCCUCGCAGUUUUCAAAUAAAAGCUGGGCGAUGUUUCGUAUUAUUCAUGAACGCCUUGAUGACGUUCGAGGAGGACAAGGUGCGCCAGGCAGUCGAGCUUUUACGAGACAUGGAACGAGAUUGUCAAGCCAACGACGACGGUUGGCUCAGAUCCAUGAAAAAUCGAGUUUUCGGCCCUGCUGACCUAACGGCCAAGGAGUACGUGCAGAGAUUGGAACGACAGGUCGUGUUGGCGGACUCGCAAGUGUGCGCGGCACUUUUGACACUUCUGCAACAGGAGCUGAGCGGCUACGUGCGCGCCGGCUGGAUGCUGCGUAAAGCUUGGCGGAUCUAUCAAAGCACCUAUAAUCAGAUACUGCAGCUGCAUAGACGUACUUUUGGCACCUGUCCAUCUGGUUUUGCAUCACUGCGAGGUAGUAUCAGCGGCAGCGGAAAUCCACCGUCGCAGCUGACCAGUCCCUCAAGUCCCAAUCAGCCCGACUGGUCACCCGCCUCAUCGUACAACGGCAGCGCGAGGAGCUCGUUAAACGAUGGUGGACCUGGGCCCUACGUCACGCCCACUUCGCCGUUCGAAACACCGUCGUCAGGUCUGCGCAGCUCACUAUCAAUGCUCUUCUCGUUCGCCGGCAUCUCCUCAGAACAACCGACACCGUUCGUGGAACCGACAGAAGUCACUCGUUUAAUGACGGCCGUUAGCUUCGGUUACGGAGUAUUUCAACUAUUCGUGAGCUUGAUGCCACCCACCAUGCUAAAAUACAUCCACUUGCUGGGUUUUGAAGGUGACAGGCAAGCAGGCCUCACGGCUCUCAUGUACUCGAGAUCCAGCCAAGACAUGCGAGCUCCACUCGCUACGCUAGCCUUGCUUUGGUUCCAUACAAUCGUCAGACCAUUUUUCGGACUGGAUGGAGCGAACGUAGAGGCUGGCGUCGAAGCUGCCAAAGAACUUCUCAUAGAGAGCCAGCCAGAAUUCGGAGACUCGGCUGUUUUUCUUUUUUUCCACGGCAGAAUUGAACGUUUGCAGUCGAACGUCAAUGGAGCAUUGCGUGCCUACCAGAGAGCUGUGCAAUUAUCCUCGCAGAGAGAAGUGAAGCUACUAUGUUUGCACGAGGUUGCCUGGUGCCAUUUGAUUCACCUUAAUUACGAAGAAGCUCACGGCUCCUUGACCAAAUUACAGGAAGACUCUCGUUGGUCUAAGAGCUUUUACGCUUAUCUAGCCGCCGUGUCUUCUGGAUCCGAUGGACACUUUGAUCGAGUAAUUUCAAUCAAUCGGAAGUUGAUAUUUCUGUUGACCGGCACCGCAAGAGAAUCCCAAAUUGGCAUUUUCAUUGCAAGGCGAGCUCCAAAACUCAUAAAUCCUGAUAAUGGCGAAGUUUACACCGUCCCGCACUAUAGAAUGCUGGUUUACGAGCUGCUGUAUUUGUGGAAUGCCAUGCCCUCGUGCUCCAAAGAAUCACUUCGCGUUAUUGUAUUUGAUUGUAGAAACAGUCGGUCAGAAGAACCCAUGACUGGCCUGGCUGACCUUCUCGAAGGUGCAGCUUAUGCUUUCCUCGGAGACCAAGAUGCUUCAGUGAGGUGCUAUCGAAAUUGCUUAGCACGCCGUACACCGUCCAAAGAUGUCAUAGAUCAGCAUAUUAGUGCAUUUGCUCUUUAUGAGUUGGGCAGUGCAUUGUGUGAUAUGAAAAAUUAUGAAGAAGGAAGAUUUUGUUUUCACAAAGCGCUAACGAUGUACAAAAAUUAUGAUUUCGAUGGUCGCCUUAGCGUUCGAAUUCAUUCUGCGCUCAAGAAAGUUUUGACUAUCGACUUCACAUUAAAAAUUUACCAAAAUGGUUGCAGUUUUGAACCGGGAAAUUGUGUUGUUCAAGAUCAUUCUUGCAGAAAAGGCUCUUGGUUUUGUAAAUUUCUCAAACCAUUGUUUUCUUUUGUAGUGUCUGUUGCUCUCGUAUUAUCCAUAUCUCAUGUAUGUGAAAAAUAUUCGUCCAAUAACUCUUUUCGAGAAAUUAAGGCAGAUUUGAGUUCAUUAAGGAAUAAUUUGAACAUACUCUCGGAUGACGUGAAAACUUUGAUGGAAGCAAAAGAAUUGCAUACGAGUAAAUGGAAAGAUGUAGCAUGUAAGGUUCCUAAAAUAACUGAGGCCAUUUCUAACUUAAGAACGGAAUUGACUGAAGAAGCGGAAAGAUUACAAGAAUUGUCAUCUCCGGAUAAUAUUAAAAAAAUAACAAAUCAACAACUCGAAAUAUAUAAUGCAGAUAAAACUGGGCAAGCAGAUUAUGCUUUAGAAACAUCAGGUGGAGCAAUUAUUUCUAUUAGGAAAACAGAAACAUACACAGGUGGCGCAGUGGCUUGGAAAUUAUUAGGAAUGCCUAUUUGUAAACAAGAUAAUAAUCCAAGAUCUAUUAUUCAGAAAGGGGUAUUACCUGGGGAAUGUUGGGCUAUCAGAGGAAACACUGGAGAAGUAGUAAUUCAACUAAUGGGUAGCGUUCGUGUGUCUGGUUUUAGUCUUGAACAUAUAUCUCCUGCUAUCUCUCCUACCGGUGAAAAUAGUUCAGCUCCGAAAGAAUUUUCAAUUUGGGGUCUUGACGAUGAGCACGAUAAAAAUCCAUUUAUGUUUGGUAAAUAUACUUAUGAUAUUAAGGGUCCAGCUGUACAGUUUUUCUCCAUACAGAAGGAUCCAAAGAGGGCAUAUGAAUUUGUUGAAUUGAAGAUUCAUUCCAAUGGUGGCAAUAGCAAAUAUACAUGUAUCUACAGAAUCAGAGUGCACGGCAUUCUUGAAUCGUAUCAAGAGAUUAGAGUUUAGAUUUAACAGAUGUGCAUACAACUUUUACAUGAAUAAGUUUGAAACAAGAUGUAAGGGAAUUUUAUGUUUCAAGUAACUGAGAAAAUUCUGAACCCCCAUUUUCUAUAUUUG
This is a messenger RNA of Trichogramma pretiosum, 3907 nucleotides long. Its product is annotated as tetratricopeptide repeat protein 39C-like. Lineage: Eukaryota; Metazoa; Arthropoda; Insecta; Hymenoptera; Trichogrammatidae. The transcript has 20 exons. The coding region runs from base 905 to 3796 and encodes 963 amino acids. Gene Ontology annotation, biological process: cilium assembly. The record is from RefSeq and is a predicted model, not a curated record. Gene Ontology annotation, molecular function: protein binding.